Messenger RNA from Heterobilharzia americana, 1506 nucleotides. Lineage: Eukaryota; Metazoa; Platyhelminthes; Trematoda; Strigeidida; Schistosomatidae. The record is from the annotation of a GenBank genome assembly.
AUGUUACCCGUACCCCCUUCCUCAGCAAAAUGCGCUCCGACAUGGUCAACAGUCAGGCGAAAAUCAUGGCUUCAUCCACUUUCACGGGACCGUGUAGAUAACCUUUCUGUGCAUGAUUUGAUGAGAUAUGAAAAAAUGGAUGAAACUAGAUCUCUGAUUUUACCUAAACAUUUGUUUAAUUUCCAAGCUCAACCUUUUAAGAUGGAUUCAAUGAGAAGACAAAAAGCGGAAAACAAGUUUCCGCUGAUUUUAUAUGAUACUUCAGUGCCCACAGGAAAAUUUGUAUCAACCCCUAACAAACCUUUCCGAAAUGCUGAAAUCCUCGGGUCGAGACAUAAAUUGAAAUCACAAGAUAACGUUCAAUUGCUAAAACCGUCUGUUCAUUGUACAAUACUACCAUGGAAAAGUGAAAACUUAAACAAACUUUUACCUUUAGAUAAAAUCAAAUUACUUAAAAAGUCAAACUCAGGAAUUGGGAAGAAGAAACAUUAUCCUAUGAAUAUGAGCUUAUUGAAAAGUCAUUUUGUAAUGAAUAAAUGUAAUUUACCGAAUCCAACUAUAUUUCAACUUUUAAAGUUGGAUAAAAUUAGCCCUAAAAUCAAGCAGCCGUUCUGUAAACUUAUAAAGCUACCAUAUUUAAAGCAUUCUAGUGACAAACAUACUGAUCACAAUCAAAAUAGAAGGCAAAUGGACAACAUCAUAUCAGACUCAAAAGAAAUAUCCAUUUUGGGUUCCAAGAGAAGUAUAUAUCCUAACUAUCAUGCUUCAACAUGUAAAGCAAACUCACAAGAACAUACUUCACAAAUACUAACUUAUCCCGUUGUUAGUGAACAAUACAACGAAGAUCAACCUACACUCAAUGAUAUUUCAUGGGCUGUGGAUACAACGAAAGACAAUAUUAUUAAGCCUAUGCUUCCUAACAGUGUAAACGUAUGUAACUCAUCUCAUAGGGAUACAAAUUCACCUGCUUGUGGAAAUGAGAAAAAUCAUAGUGAUUUUGGAGCUCAGUUUAACUUCGUUGAUUACGGUGGACCAAAAGCUCAAGUUGGAUUCGGUACAUUUUCGGGCUUCAGUGACACUCAAGAUUUUAUUGAACAGUUGUUACAAAAUGAUAUUGGACAUUUCACUAAGCAGUUUCUCAGUAUACACACAUCUGACCUGAUAGACUGGACUAAUGAAGAAGACAAUAAAAAUGUUAAUGAAGCACAUGUUCCAUUUGUUCAUUCUCAUUCAGAAUCAUCCAAUCGUGUUCAACAACACAGCCAAAAUGUUACACAACAGGCAGAUUUGCAACACGACAUUCGACCAAUGGAAAAACAGACAAUUAGUUCUUUGAAUAAUGUGUAUAACAAAGCUUCAGUAUCACCAAGGCCUUUAUCAACACCAACAUCUCCAAAUAAUAAUGACAAUACUCCUAGACUGAUAGCUGACCCGAUUACAGCCAAAACUUUGGCAUAUCCGAUUAUCAAUAACAAAGAAAAAUAUUCAGUCACCAAUGGAUCGUGA